CCUCGUCCGCCAGGGUGAGCGGGGCUGGUGGGUUGGUGUUUUCCUCUACAAACAGGACGCCAAGGCCUGGAAUGCCACCGCUGUCUGCAUCUUUGGGAUGGAGGAGAUGAAGGAACAAGCCUGUGCGUCCACGCACUUUGUCAUGAAUGGGAAGAGCUGUGAGGCACGAUCUAUCAAGAAAUUACCUACCUUGAUUCACUCUGGUUUAGUGGCUGUUUAUGGCACGGUUGUUUUGAAUCAGAUAGUUCUUUUUUUGGGAACAGAUGAUGGACAGUUACUGAAGGCUAUUCUUAAUGAGGAUAUGGAGUCUAAUUGCCCAGAGAUUUUAUAUGAAAUUAAGGAAGAAACCUCCAUUUUUCCCAAACUUCGACUUGAUCCAAUAGAUAACAACUACAUCUAUCUGUCCUCUGCCAAUAAGGUGAGAAGAAUACCAGUUGCAAAUUGCAGUAGAUAUGUUUCCGAGCAAGAAUGCUUAUCUGUAAAGGAUCCGUACUGUGGGUGGUGUUCUUUGACUCAAAGGUGCACAUUAAAAGAAAAUUGUACACGUUCAAACAGCAUAAAGGGUUGGUAUAAUAUUUCACAUGCACCUGAUAAAGAUCUGAAAAUCCUGCUAAGUUUCCCUGCCAAAAAUCAGGUUGCUAUGGCUGCAAGCACAAGCAAAAUCCUUACUUCCUGUAUGAUAAAGAUUAUAACACCUGCUGAAAUAUUUUAUGAAAAUGUAGUACUGAAAAACUCAUCCUGUUUCUGCAAUCUAACCACUCUCAUGAUAACUGAUAAUGCUGCUCACAAUGUGUACACAAGGGUGAAUGUGCCAGCUGUAAAUGGACGCGUGUCUCUCCUGCCACCACCUGCCAGUUGUAAUGCAGCUGCUUCCAAGGGGAUCACCACUGCGCAGAGAACAGAGCAUAUCAGCAUUCAUUCCAUUGAACCUUUGUGGAUUUCUACAUUAGGCAAAAGUGAAAUAACAGUCAAAGGAGAAAACUUUACACGAGCAUCAGGCAUAAAACUGAUACUGACUGGAAUCACCGGCUGUAAACCAGACAUCAUUAAAGUUAGAAAUGUGCUAAACGAUACACAAAUGACAUUUGCUCUCCCACCAACACGUAAAGAGGCCAAAAGUAUAUGUAUACAGGCUAAUGGGAAAAAAUGCUCACCACCAGUGACCCUGCAUUAUGUCUCACCACCAUCAUGUCUUGGAAUCACACCAAAUACCUCCUGGAUCAGUGGUGGUCGUAAAAUUACUACGAUUGGUAGAAAUUUUAAUGUCGUGGACAGUGUGAUUAUUUCAGAUGACCAGAGAUCAAACCUUACUGUCUCUAGGUGUCCUGGAAAUGAAUCUGAAUAUCAUUACUUAACGCCAAGCCUGAGCCAUGCAACAGAGGGUAAAGUUGUUGAUAUGAUGUUAAAAGUGGAAACUACCUUUAUACCAUGUGUCAAAUUACACUAUCACCCUGACCCAGUGUUCAUUAACUACCAGCUGCACACUGAGCUUGAUCCUGAUCUGGAAUUGAAAAUAUAUGUAAGUUUUAAAGUAAUAAAGUAUAAUUCCUUAAAAGAAAAUGACAAUUUGAAUAUUUCUAAGACUGAGGUAGAGGUUUAUCUGUCAUAUAUGAAUGGUGCGCAGACCAAAAAGAUAUGGUUCAGUGUCCAAAAUAUUACCAAAAAACCAGACCGUAGCACCAUACUGUGCAAAUUCAAAAGGGAAGGAACAGACAAGAUUGACUUUUCCACAGUGAAAGUUUUUGUCAAAUUAGGAAAUUUUGAGCAUGAAGUCAAACCAACAUCAUCACACAUAUAUUUGUAUGUUCUGAUUUUGCUGCCGAUUGUAGUGGGUGUCAUUAUAGCGGCAUUCAUAGUUACUAGAUACAAAUCCAAAGAGUUAACACGUAAACAGAGUCAGCAACUGGAACUGCUGGAAUAUGAGAUUCGGAAGGAAAUACGCGAGGGAUUUGCUGAACUGCAGAUGGAUGAAUUAGAUGUGGUGGAUAGCUUUGGAACUGUUCCCUUCCUUGACUACAAACACUUUGCUCUUAGAACUUUCUUUCCAGAGUCAGGAGGCUUUGCAUCCAUCUUCAGUGAAGACAUGCCACAGAGCAGAGACCAAACGAGCAAGGAUGAAAGCUUCAACAUGUUGCAUGCUUUAAUUUGUAACAAGAACUUUCUUGUUACUCUCAUUCACACCCUUGAAAAGCAGAAAAAUUUCUCUGUGAAAGACAGGUGCUUGUUUGCAUCCUUCUUGACCAUUGCACUACAAACUAAGCUGGUUUAUCUAACCCAUAUUUUGGAAGUGUUGACAAAGGACUUGAUGGAGCAAUCAAGCAAUGUGCAGCCUAAGCUCCUGCUCAGACGAACGGAAUCUGUGGUAGAAAAACUGCUGACAAACUGGAUGUCUGUCUGCCUGUCGGGAUUUCUCCGGGAGACAAUUGGUGAACCUUUCUAUUUGCUAGUGACAACCCUCAAUCAGAGGAUAAACAAAGGACCUGUUGACGCAAUAACUUGCAAAGCCCUGUACACACUGAAUGAAGACUGGCUGCUGUGGCAAGUGUCUGAAUUCAAAACAGUGGUAUUAAACAUUAUCUUUGAAAAAAUCCCAGAAAAUGAGAGUGGAGAUGCCUGUCAGACGAUCCAAGUUAAUGUUCUGGACUGCGACACCAUUGGCCAAGCCAAGGAAAAGAGCCUUCAGGCUUUCCUUAAUAAGAAUGGCUUUCUCUAUGGUCUUCAGCUGGAUGAAAUUGGUCUAGAACUGGUGUCUGAGGAGCAGCAAAGAGAAUUGUUAGAUAUUGAUGGUUCCUCUGAGGUGAUGGAGGAUGGGAUAAGAAAGCUAAAUACCAUCGGUCAUUACGAGAUUUCAAACGGAGCCACCAUAAAAGUCUUUAAAAAGAAGGUGACUACCCGAUCAGAUGUGGACUACUCAGAUGAACACUGUCAUUUGAUUUUACCAGACUCCGAAGCAAACAAGGAUGUGAAAGGAGCAGGUCACAAGGGAAAGCAAAAAUUCAAAGUGAAAGAAAUGUAUCUGACAAAGCUUCUGUCAACCAAGGUUGCAAUUCAUUCUGUUGUUGAAAAGCUCUUCAGGAGCAUUUGGAGUUUACCCAACAAUAAAGCACCAGUUGCCAUCAAGUACUUUUUUGACUUUCUGGAUGCCCAGGCUGAGAGCAAAAAAAUUACUGACCCUGAUGUGGUCCACAUAUGGAAAACCAACAGUCUUCCUCUUCGCUUCUGGGUGAACAUACUGAAGAAUCCCCAGUUUGUCUUUGAUAUUAAGAAGACUUCACAUAUAGAUGGCUGUUUGUCUGUAAUCGCACAAGCUUUCAUGGAUGCCUUUUCUCUAGCUGAACAGACACUGGGGAAGGAAGCACCAACAAAUAAACUUCUCUACGCUAAGGACAUUCCACACUACAAGGAAGAGGUGAAAGCAUACUAUAAAGCCAUCAGGGAUCUGCCUCCACUGACCACUUCAGAGGUUGAGGAAUUUCUAACUCAGGAAUCUAAGAAACAUGAAAAUGAAUUUAAUGAGAAUGUGGCCUUGAAUGAAAUCUACAGAUACAUAGCAAAAUACCAUGAGGAGAUUGACAGCAAACUCGAGCGAGAACGGGGGCUUGAAGAUGUCCAGAAACAGCUCCGGCAAGUAAAAGCCUUAUUUGAUGAAAAGAAAAAAUGCAAAUGGAUUUGAGCAGAGCUCUGACUCACAGCGUUGCUGUGGGGGAUUUUAAAUAAGCGCUAUUGCUCCC
Nestor notabilis (Kea) is the source of this 3731-nucleotide messenger RNA. RefSeq names its product plexin C1 (gene PLXNC1). The annotation marks the transcript as partial. NCBI's taxonomy places the organism in Eukaryota, Metazoa, Chordata, Aves, Psittaciformes, Psittacidae. Gene Ontology annotation, biological process: positive regulation of axonogenesis; negative regulation of cell adhesion; regulation of cell shape. The record is from RefSeq and is a predicted model, not a curated record. Gene Ontology annotation, molecular function: protein binding; semaphorin receptor activity. The transcript is spliced from 30 exons. Gene Ontology annotation, cellular component: semaphorin receptor complex.